Messenger RNA from Carcharodon carcharias (great white shark), 2269 nucleotides. It is a transcript of the gene farsa, whose product is annotated as phenylalanyl-tRNA synthetase subunit alpha. Gene Ontology annotation, biological process: phenylalanyl-tRNA aminoacylation. The transcript has 13 exons. The record is from RefSeq and is a predicted model, not a curated record. Gene Ontology annotation, molecular function: tRNA binding; phenylalanine-tRNA ligase activity; ATP binding. Gene Ontology annotation, cellular component: cytosol; cytoplasm; phenylalanine-tRNA ligase complex. Bases 38 to 1537 code for a protein of 499 amino acids. Lineage: Eukaryota; Metazoa; Chordata; Chondrichthyes; Lamniformes; Lamnidae.
GGGGUCGCGGGGUCAGGGGUGAGGCUGAUGCCGCAAGAUGGCGGAGCGGGCGCUGCAGGAGGCACUGUUGGUGCAGCUUCAGGUUCAGGAGGCGGAGGGGGGAAUCGACAGUGCCGAGCUGGCCAGCCGCCUGGGCUUCGACCACCAGGCCUUGGUGGGGGCCGUCAAGAGCCUGCAGACGCUGGGCGAUGUGAUUGAAGCAGAGCUGCGAUCCAGCAAGCACUGGGAGCUGACUGAUGAAGGAAAAGAGAUCGUGGAGAAAGGCAGUCAUGAAGCUCGAGUCUUUAAUGCGAUUCCACCAAAUGGAAUUACUCAGAGUGACCUGAUGAAACUCCCGAGCGGAAAAGUGGGUUUCAACAAAGCCAUGUCCAGCAAGUGGAUCCGCAUAGACAAGAGUGCUGAAGGGGGACCUCGGAUCUAUAAGGCUACUGAUUGUAUUGAAGAUGCUGUCAAAAAUAAGCUGCUGCUAGUCCAGCAGAGAAAGGAUGGCAGCCUGGACGACAAGGAGAAGAAUGAACUGAAAAAGAGGAAACUGCUCAGCGAAGUGACUCUGAAGACCUAUUGGAUCACCAAAGGAAGCUCAUUUAGCACCACAGUGGUUAAACAGGAUACUGAGCUUACCCCAGAGAUGAUAGCCAAUGGUUCGUGGAGAGAGAAGAAGUUCAAGUCAUACAACUUUGAUGCCAUGGGCAUCAUUCCGGAAUGUGGCCACCUGCAUCCCCUGAUGAAAGUCAGAACGCAGUUCCGACAGAUAUUCCUGGAAAUGGGUUUCACAGAAAUGCCAACCAAUAACUUCAUAGAGAGUUCGUUCUGGAACUUUGACUCCCUCUUUCAACCACAGCAACACCCAGCCCGGGACCAACAUGACACAUUCUUCCUGUCUGAGCCAGCCACUGCAACACAAUUUCCAAUGGAUUACCUCGAAAGAGUAAAGAGAGUCCAUUCAGAGGGUGGAUAUGGAUCCCAGGGGUAUAAAUAUGACUGGAAGAUUGAGGAAGCGCAGAAGAAUCUCUUGCGAACACACACAACAGCUGUCAGUGCACGGAUGCUGUACAAACUUGCCCAAAAGGAAGCGUUCACACCCGUGAAGUAUUUCUCCAUCGACCGUGUCUUCCGUAAUGAAACACUGGACGCCACUCACUUGGCAGAGUUUCACCAGAUUGAGGGGGUGGUAGCAGAUUAUGAUCUGACCCUGGGCGAUCUGAUGGGAGUUCUCCAACAGUUCUUCAACAAACUUGGUAUAACCAAACUACGUUAUAAGCCAGCCUUCAACCCCUACACAGAGCCUAGUAUGGAGAUCUUCAGCUAUCAUGAAGGGUUGAAGAAGUGGGUGGAAGUUGGGAAUUCUGGUGUUUUCCGCCCCGAGAUGCUGCUUCCUAUGGGUCUGCCGGAAAAUGUGACCGUGAUUGCCUGGGGCCUCUCUCUUGAGCGGCCAACCAUGAUCAAGUACGGAAUCAACAACAUCCGUGAGCUGGUGGGGCACAAGGUGAACCUGCAGAUGGUGUAUGAUAGCCCAGUCUGCCGCCUGGACUCCUAGCAUUUGGGCAUUGAUGCAGCACAAACGGACUUUUACCGAAGCAUGUGCUCAACACUCCUUUAGCCCGAGAAAAGGUUUUGCUAUACUUAAAUUUGGGGAAUCGGGGAGAGGAAGAAUAAAGUAAUAUUUUGGGCUUUGUCGCCCUGGGAAAUGGUUUGCCAUUUUCACUGCCUCUGGAAUUCCUUGUGCAAAAUUGUGAUGUUUGCGAUUCAUUUCCCUCUUUUAAGUUGACCUUUCAAGGUGUUGCAGGGAACUGGCAAGUUUACACAUGGUUCUUGCCGAAAUGUGAGAGAUAUCAACUUAAAAUAGAAGUGGAAGCUGGAAUUGAACUGCAGGCUAAUCAGAGUAAAAGUUACAAUUUCUGUUUGGGGUGCUACCUGAAAUGUUCUGAUGAAUGGGCGGAUAUACUGGAGCCAUCAGCUCCUCCCUGCCUAACCAACAGUAUAUAAAACCCAGUAUGAAGUGACUAAACCAACUAGAAGGAAAGGAAGUGGUUUUGGUCAAUCUGCAGUCCUUUUUUUAAUUUUAAUGUGGUCCUGGCCCCCUCCCUCUCUUCGUUUUAUACAGUGGCAUCUUGAAAAGCUGUCACUGUGGCACAUACCUCAUUAUCACAUGUUUAAAGCGUCUUGAUUCCUGAGAAGUGCGUUUAUGAUGAUCAUCUUAUAUCAGAAAAUUAAAUGGGAACUGUAAAUCAAUAACAAAACAGUAAAACAAUAAAUGGAGCAAAGUGUA